AUGCAGUCACCCACUUUCGAUGUCAAUUGCGAGGACAGACUCGUUUUCUGUCAUUUCGUAGUUGGCGUGGUCGGCAACCGCCAAAACGCCAGUGACUAUGACGCUGACAUGAAACGAGCCAAGGAAUAUGGCAUUGAUGCCUUUGCCUUGAACAUCGGAACCGACUCCUACACCGACACCCAGCUGGGCUUCGCCUAUGAGUCUGCUGCCAACAAUGACAUGAAGGUGUUUAUCUCGUUCGACUUUAAUUGGUGGCAUUUCAGCCAGGCCAGAGAGGUCGGAGUCAAGGUCCGCCAAUUUGCUGACCAUCCUGCUCAACUCAAUGUUGAUGGUAAAGUGUUUGUAUCAUCAUUUUGCGGGGAUGGGAUCGAUCCUAGUGCUAUUCAGAACGCUGCUGGAUGCGAGAUCUUCUUCGCCCCAAACUUCCAUCCCGGCCACGGAGACUUUAAUCAUGUCCAGGGAGCCCUGAACUGGAUGGCGUGGGAUAGUAAUGGUUGUAAUAAAGCUCCGAGCGCGGGACAGAAGGUCGCAGUAGCGGAUGGAGACGAAGCCUAUAGACAAGCACUUGAUGGGAAGGCAUAUAUUGCACCCGUCUCCCCCUGGUUCUUCACACAUUUCGGUACAGAGGUCCCCUAUAGUAAGAACUGGGUGUUUCCGUCUGACCUUCUCUGGUACCGCCGAUGGAGGGAAAUCUUAGCUUUGGGGCCUCGCUUCGUUGAGAUCAUCACAUGGAAUGACUUUGGCGAGUCUCAUUAUGUCGGUCCUCUAUCAUCACCCCACACAGAUGAUGGUUCAUCUAAGUGGGCUAUAGACAUCAACAAAAGGCCGCACAACGGUUGGUUGGACAUGGCUAAGCCCUUCAUCGCGGCGUAUAAAGCGGGCGUGCACGACCCAGAUGACUUCAUCCAUGAAGAAAGGCUGGUUUACUGGUACCGCCCAACGCCCAAGUGGGUCGAUUGCGACGCAACCGACACAACGAUGCAGGAAAAUGGCAACAUCACAAGCCCAGACUUGUUCCGGGGAAGGCCACACGGCUCGGACACAAUGGAGGACAGUGUGUUUCUUGUCACUCUGCUGAAGGAGCCCGCAGACGUGGAGGUAUGGUCCGGGUCAAACACACGCAGGUUCCAAGCACCAGCAGGUGCGCACGAGUGGUCGGUACCUAUGGGCCUGGGUGUACAGUCUUUCAGCGUUCGUCGUGACGGAAACAUUGUCGACGCUCUCUCCGGGGUUAGUCAGCGAGACAUCGUCGACAAAUGUCCGUAUGGUAUUUACAAUUUCAAUGCCUAUGUUGGUACACUGCCUGCGGAGGCGGAAUUUGACCAGCUGCAGCCGGAGGGGAUGGCUCUGUUGUCACAGGGUCUGCGGACGUCUUGUCCAUCUAAUCCGGUGGCUGGUGAAGGAGGUGUGGAACCCACAGCUACGCCCUCGCACACGCACACGCGGCCAUCUUCGCCAGAGCCCGAGUCAACCAGUUGCUGCACUAUCCUGUUUCACCAGUUAACAUAUCAGCUGAAGCACAAAAGUACCAAGCACAGCGGGGCCCUCUACAUUGGCAGAAAAGAGGUUGUUAAUUAUACUCACUAUAUAGUUUGCCACAGCGCCAGCUUAUCCAAUAUAUUCACUUUGUCCAUCGAUCAAUCUAGACUGUCUAGCCAAGCCCGAGGAUAUGGAAAGCCCUCCAGCCAAGUACGUGUACGGACUAAGGCGACAGCAGUUGACUAUUGGACGAUACGGCAAAUAUGUCUAUGCGGGCUACGUAUCUCAUGGCCCUUCGGAACCAGGUGGAUUUCAAAUUGCGCAUGCCGAGCAUAG
Messenger RNA from Aspergillus oryzae RIB40, 1815 nucleotides. RefSeq names its product glycoside hydrolase family 71 protein. Gene Ontology annotation, molecular function: glucan endo-1,3-alpha-glucosidase activity. The transcript has 5 exons. The coding region runs from base 1 to 1815 and encodes 604 amino acids. Lineage: Eukaryota; Fungi; Ascomycota; Eurotiomycetes; Eurotiales; Aspergillaceae. Gene Ontology annotation, biological process: mating projection tip cell wall disassembly. The record is from RefSeq and is a predicted model, not a curated record.